This is a messenger RNA of Orbicella faveolata, 4783 nucleotides long. RefSeq lists its product as uncharacterized. Gene Ontology annotation, cellular component: nucleus. The record is from RefSeq and is a predicted model, not a curated record. NCBI's taxonomy places the organism in Eukaryota, Metazoa, Cnidaria, Anthozoa, Scleractinia, Merulinidae. Gene Ontology annotation, biological process: regulation of gene expression.
AAAUGGCGGCCAGUGAUCCGGGCGUUUUAUCCCAAAGAGGGAAUGAAGUAAUCUUAGAUCUACAAAAGUUUCAAAUUCAGCCCAUGGAUACAGUCAAUCCUGACCAGCUGCAGCUGUUAAUUUUGUCAGCUAGCUCUGACACCAGCAUUGAAAGGACACCCUGUGAAUCUGAAAAUGUGUCAGCAAUUGAAGUUGAGACCGUGAUGAUGGCUGAAGAUGCGGGCAUACUUGUUCCAGGUGAUAGCACACCCUUGUUAAAGACUGUUCAUGACAACAGUUCAUCCAAGAAAGACUCCGCAGGUGACAAGCAGUUUAAAUGUCUCCAGUGCAACAAAUCCUUUUCAGGGCCAUCAAGUCUUAGUCGGCAUAUUAAAACCCACAGCAACGAGAAGCCUUUUGAGUGUGUUCAAUGCAAAAAAGUGUUUUCCCGACUGUCGAGUUUAAAGAGGCAUGAAAGUUCUCAUUCAGAUGAAAAACCAUUUAAAUGCCAAGUAUGUGGCUGGAGUUUUAUACAGAACUCAGAUCUGAAAAUCCACGAAAGAACUCACACAGGUGAAAAACCAUUUCCGUGUGAUCGCUGUGAACGAGCAUUUGGAUGCAAGAAGCGGCUAAGGGCUCACUACAGGAUGCACACAGGAGAGAAGCCAUACAAAUGUCCACAGUGUGAAAAGUGCUUUUCAAUGAGAAAAAAUGUCAUCCAGCACAUUCGAAUACACACUGGUGAAAGACCAUUCAUGUGUGAAGUGUGCAAGAAGACAUACCGUCAUCAGCACACGCUUAAGAAGCACAUGCGACUUCACACAGCUAGACCAGAUUUUACCUCAUCAAGUGACAAGGCGCUCAGUGACCAGUCAAGUGCCUGGCCUCGCAAGAAAAACAAAACGAAAGUGACGCAAAGGAAGUCUGUUUCCUCAAGCAGAAAGGAAGACAGUGAAAGAUUAGUUGCAACACCUGAUGAGCAAAAUCAAACUUCGGCAGAUGAUAAUUCAGAUGUCCACUGCAGGUACAUAACAAAUACGUUAAAUAGCAAGAGCAGUGAUCAGUCUAGACAAAUAGCUUGUUUUGUUUCAAAUCUAACUGAUUCUCUUAUUUAUCCCUUUAAACUUUAUUUAAAGUACAGCUUUGAUCUUUUGGGUUCACUUUGGAUAUUGGAAUUGUCUGAAAGGAAAAUGGCGGCCAGUGAUCCGGGCGUUUCAGCCCAAAGAGGGAAUGAAGUAAUCUUAGAUCUACAAAAGUUUCAAAUUCAGCCCAUGGAUACAGUCAAUCCUGACCAGCUGCAGCUGUUAAUUUUGUCAGCUAGCUCUGACACCAGCAUUGAAAGGACACCCUGUGAAUCUGAAAAUGUGUCAGCAAUUGAAGUUGAGACCGUGAUGAUGGCUGAAGAUGCGGGCAUACUUGUUCCAGGUGAUAGCACACCCUUGUUAAAGACUGUUCAUGACAACAGUUCAUCCAAGAAAGACUCCGCAGGUGACAAGCAGUUUAAAUGUCUCCAGUGCAACAAAUCCUUUUCAGGGCCAUCAAGUCUUAGUCGGCAUAUUAAAACCCACAGCAACGAGAAGCCUUUUGAGUGUGUUCAAUGCAAAAAAGUGUUUUCCCGACUGUCGAGUUUAAAGAGGCAUGAAAGUUCUCAUUCAGAUGAAAAACCAUUUAAAUGCCAAGUAUGUGGCUGGAGUUUUAUACAGAACUCAGAUCUGAAAAUCCACGAAAGAACUCACACAGGUGAAAAACCAUUUCCGUGUGAUCGCUGUGAACGAGCAUUUGGAUGCAAGAAGCGGCUAAGGGCUCACUACAGGAUGCACACAGGAGAGAAGCCAUACAAAUGUCCACAGUGUGAAAAGUGCUUUUCAAUGAGAAAAAAUGUCAUCCAGCACAUUCGAAUACACACUGGUGAAAGACCAUUCAUGUGUGAAGUGUGCAAGAAGACAUACCGUCAUCAGCACACGCUUAAGAAGCACAUGCGACUUCACACAGCUAGACCAGAUUUUACCUCAUCAAGUGACAAGGCGCUCAGUGACCAGUCAAGUGCCUGGCCUCGCAAGAAAAACAAAACGAAAGUGACGCAAAGGAAGUCUGUUUCCUCAAGCAGAAAGGAAGACAGUGAAAGAUUAGUUGCAACACCUGAUGAGCAAAAUCAAACUUCGGCAGAUGAUAAUUCAGAUGUCCACUGCAGCAAUGAAGAUGUUCUUGCAUGCCAAACAAUUCAAGUAGCCUUGAGUAGUGAGCAUUUUUUGCUUGUGACAUCACACCAUACAGAUGGCAAUGGCAUUAUUGAUGCGGGGGAAGACAUUUUGCCUGCCCUUAAUGGUGGUACAGCUGUGGCCAGCAUGACUGAGGCAGACAAUAAUGUUGAAGAUCUCACGACACCGUUGGAAAACUUGGGUCAGGACAAAGAAGAAGGAACUCUGGUACCUGGAAAUAAAUUCAAAUGUCCUCAUUGUGAAAAGUGUCUCUCAGGGCCUUCAAGUCUCAGCCGGCACAUCAGAACACACAAUAAUGAAAAACCUUACAGGUGUGUUCCAUGUGAUAAAGUGUUCUCGCGGCUGUCAAGUUUGAAGAGGCAUCAAAACUCUCAUGCUGAGGAGAAACCAUUCAAAUGCCAAGUGUGUGGCUGGAGUUUUAUACAAAACUCAGAUCUGAAAAUCCAUGAAAGAACUCACACAGGUGAAAAACCAUUUCCGUGUGAUCGCUGUGAAAGAGCGUUUGGAUGCAAGAAGCGGCUAAGAGCACACUACAGGAUGCACACAGGAGAGAAGCCGUACAAAUGUCCGCAGUGUGAGAAGUGCUUUUCAAUGAAGAAAAAUGUUAUUCAGCAUAUUCGAAUACACACUGGAGAGAGACCCUAUACUUGUUGGGUAUGCAAGAAAACCUACCGUCACCAGCAUUCCCUUAAAAAGCAUAUUCGACUCCACGCAGAUAAAAAUGAGAAUCUCGAUCAUUGCAUCAAGAAAAUUAAGGGCAAGGGGUCAAAAGCAAGGAAAGGUACCAAAAAGGGGGAAGAUGCUGAGCAGUCUGAACCAACAGAGGAAAUGGAAACAGUUCAGUCUGACAAGAGUCCACAGAAAGAAAGUCCUCAACAUGGUGAACAAUGUGCGCAAAAAGAAAGAAGUGAAAAUGAUGAGCAAGUGGAAAGUGCUGAAAAUUUUGAACAAAGCAAAGAAGAGGAAACAACUGAACAUUGUGGACAAAAUGAGCAAACAGAAAAUACUGAGCAUUGUGAGCAAAGUGAACCAAUGGAAACAACUGGAAGUUGUGAACAAAGUAAAGAAGAGGAAGCAACUGAACAUUGUGGACAUAAUGAGCAAACAGAAAAUACUGGACAUUGUGAGCAAAGCAAAUCAAUGCAAACAACUGAAGAUUGUGAACAACAUAAGACGAUGGAAAAUGCUGACAAUGAUGGUAAAAGCAAGCAAAUGGGAAAUGCUGAACAGGGUGAAGUGAUAAAAUGUUCCGAGCCUAGUGAUCAAGCUGAACAAGCAGAAAAUGCUGGCCACAUUGAAUAAAUGGAAGAUGAUAACCAUAGGGAACUACAUGUACAUGUACAUGAACAUGUGAGCAAACAAAAGAUGCUGAGCUAAGUGAACAUGUUGAACAUUCCAAGCUUAAAAAUCAAACUGAACAAUCAGAUAUUAAUAGAAUGAGUGAACAGCUGGAAUGUGAACUGAGUAAUCAAACUGAAAUUUUAGAACACAUCAGAGAGAAUCAGUACACAGAGGAUCCUGAGUUGAGUGGAGACAUCAAAGCAUGGAGCAUAGUAACCAAACAGAACAGUCAGAAAAUGCAGGACAGAGUACAUGUACGGUUUAAGGCACUGAAUCUUAAUGGUUUCGUCAAGUACUAAUUAAUGUGCUUAUAAGCUGGCAUACGCAGACACAGUAAGAUGCUGAUAAUUGUUUGGGAAAUUUCCAACAAAAGGCGCUAAUUAUCAGCAUUUUACUGCAUCUGCUUAUGUUUUUUGCGCAUGCGCUAGUGAAAACCACCCUUGAAUGAUAUCUGAUGUCUUUGAAAGGGGUGGCUUUCAGAUGUAUGCUACUUGCCAUACUUGUAUCUGUCAUUUCACUGCGCACGUCAUGACAUGUCACUGGCCGUAAGGCCAAUUCUCUUAGGGUUAGGGAGAAAUUAGAUUUUUGUCACUCCAGGAAACUCAAGGGCUUAUGUGAUACAUAAUGGUAUUAUGUAGUUCUUUGUAUAAAUGGCAACUGAAUUUGAAUAUCAAUACUUUGUACAUCCUUAGCCUUGUACUGAUGUUUCCAGACAAAGGAUUUUUCACAUGAGUGUGAGGCUUAGGAUGUAUAAGUAUAUGUUAUUCAAAUAUUGGCACCAUUUAUGCAAAGGGUCUAUGUACAAUGUAAGAACCAGUUGCUCCAAAUCUGAGGCUCGAAGAGACCUUGUUAUCACUGUAGUAGAGCCAAUUUAGAGCAAACAGGAUGAUAUGGCCUUAAAGUGUUUCUCAGUAGUUCGAUCAUGAAUUCAUCAAUUGACUAAUUAAGUUCUGCAUAUUGGCCAGGCGGGGCAUAAAAUCUACUAAGGCGGACAAAAAUAAUUCUUUACCCACAGGCUACUGAAGAAGACUUCCUUACAUCCCUACUGAACUUGAAAUUGGGUCCCUGAGAGCUCAACAUUUAACUUCUGAUUUCCGUGAUAACUUAUAAAUACAUGUAAUUAGCUAUGUAACAAGAAAAACGUUUCAAAGUAUCCAGCAUGUAAGGCUUGGAUUUAAUAGGGUAUGACUUUAAAUUACAAACUUUUAUGGACUUUUAAUUAAACUUUGUAAAGGUUUUUUUUU